Molecule: messenger RNA, 2089 nt
Organism: Lotus japonicus
Lineage: Eukaryota; Viridiplantae; Streptophyta; Magnoliopsida; Fabales; Fabaceae
Product: aberrant root formation protein 4
Exons: 14
Coding region: 129-1958 (609 amino acids)
Cellular component (GO): cytoplasm
Molecular function (GO): ubiquitin-protein transferase inhibitor activity
Source: RefSeq, a predicted model, not a curated record
GUUGGAGACGAGAGACGCAGCGCGAACCUGUUGGAGCGAGACGACGGCGAGUGUUUGGCGUGGCGGCCACCGUCGACGGCGAGGGUGUUGUUGGUGUUCCAACCUCCGUUCUUUAGCAAAUCACUCCCAUGUCGGUAGCUGUAGAGGGCGAAGCUGUGUCUUUUCAAGCUUCUGAAGCUCGUAAUGAUGUUCGUAGAAUUCUUGAAUCAUACUCCAAAUUGGCUGAAGCUGGAGAUUUUAAUGACUCUGAAAACACCAUCUUAGAGCUUGUCAAAUUCCUUGAUUCUUUAUCGGAUACUACUCUUUCGGAACCAGACGAUGAACGUGCGGAGAACAAUGCAUAUGGGGCUCUGUUCGAGAUCCAUCGAUACAUUUCUUCUCCUUCUCUUCAUCAGGAAGUUGUUGAUGCUCUUUCCUUUGAACUGCCAAAAGCUGUUUCUAAGUUCGGGAGCAUUUCAAGUAGACUUUUGGACAUGGCAAUUAGCAUCAUCGAUCAGUUAAUAGUGAAGUGUGGUCCAAGGGAUAUGCUUUCAAUUCUCUGUAAUACAUUAGGAUACUCAAGUAAGAUGACCAAGCCUGCCUGUUACAUUGUCUCUCCUUUAUCGGGGCUCUCAAAGGUCUUUAUCUCCAUUCAGAGGCGUCAGUUUGAGCAAGUUAAAGAAGCUGUUCCUAUGAUUCUUAAUGUAUUGAAGACUGUGUCUUUGGACUCAGAUGAAGAAGAACUUGAGGAUGUAUUUGUCAAAGCUGUUGAGAUUGCCAAAUCUAUACAUGAAGUUUGCGAUAAGUUGGAGAGUGUUAAAAAGGAGAAGCUCCAAGAACUUCUUGGUUUGUAUGUCCUGCAAUGCAUGGCUCUUGUUUCAACCAGCAUUAGCUAUAAAGCUGCCAUUUGUGAUUCGUUGGUAUUACAACUAUCACAAAUUUCAUCAUAUUGUGGUUUAUCAUAUCUCUUUCUUUUAACGACUUAUGAUGUCGAGACUGUGGCUAGCUCCGUUUUCGGAGAUGAUAAAGAUGACUGUAUGGGUUGUUUAUCUUAUGUCAGACAAGGUGCUGCCCUUUCAGUAAUUUGGGGGCAUGUCUCAGAGGGGGUUGCUCAUGCUGCUAAAGAAGAUUUGAUUGUCAUCAAGGAUGAACUUUGUAAUAACCAGAUGAAAAGGUGGCAAGCAAUAGGAACAUUAAAGCAUGUUCUUUUCUUUGUAAAUCUUCCAUGGGAGUUAAAGAAACAUACGAUCGACUUCUUGCUUAGCAUCACAGAUGGAAGUAUCUCUAGAAAGUGCAAUAAUGAACAUUCUGAGUUGUUAUCUUAUAUGCCCAAUGUUUUCUCAGCUUUGCAGGCUGUUAAAAUGGUUAUCAUGCAUGCCCCAGACCCAGAAGUCAGAAAAAAAUCCUUUGCUGUGCUAAAAGGAGUACUUGCAGAUAUACCAAUUUCUCAAAGGUUUGACAUUUUGAAAGCGUUGAUUGCAAAUACUGACUCUUCCUCCAUGAUUGCCAUCCUCAUUGAUCUUGUCCGGAGGGAAAUGCACACGGAAAUCUGCAGUAGGACAUCAGCUGUAAAAAAUGUCGCACCGAUAAAUAAUAAAGUACAUCCUGACAUAUCAUUUUGGAAUCCAAGUGUCCUUGAGUUGGUGGAGUUGGUACUAAGACCUUCACAGGGAGGACCUCCUCCCCUCCCUGAGCAGAGUGAUGCGGUGUUGUCUGCUCUCAACCUAUACAGAUUUGUAUUGAUGACAGAAUCUUCAGGAAAGACAAACUGCACUGGUGUCCUGUCAAGGAACACUUUGUUGAAGGCCUUCAAUGAAUGGUUGCUUCCUUUGCGGACCUUAGUGACAGGUAUAUUGGCAGAGAACAAGAAUGAUUAUGAUCAGCUUGCAGUUGACACUUUAUGCACAAUAAACCCACUUGAGUUGGUGUUGUACCGGUGCAUUGAGCUUGUAGAAGAUAAGAUAAAGGAAGCCACAUAGGCUAUCCCACUAGCCAAAACAUUUUUGAUAGUAUAUUUUUAGGGUAGAAUUGCCAGCAACAUAUAUGUACCACAUUUUCAAAACAUGAUUGUUAGAUGAAGUUCAUGUUAGUGGUGAGACUUAUUUCAUAA